Molecule: messenger RNA, 989 nt
Organism: Morus notabilis
Lineage: Eukaryota; Viridiplantae; Streptophyta; Magnoliopsida; Rosales; Moraceae
Exons: 3
Coding region: 102-593 (163 amino acids)
Source: RefSeq, a predicted model, not a curated record
UUUUUUUUCCCCUUUCUUACCCCUCAUCUUCUUAUCCAUAACCCAAACUCUCUCCAGAAUUUCUCUCUCUCUCUCUCUCUCUCUCUCUCUCUACUUUGUAAAUGGCAAGAUCUCUCUCUCAAACCCUAACCCUAAGUCGGCAUCAUCUCUCCCCCAAGUUCCCGCAGCCGUCGUCGUCGUCUCUCCUCCUCUCCCUCCGCACCCAAUCAAACCUCCCAUCCUCCCACGGCGGCGGCGGCGAUCUGGCCGACCUAUCCGACGCCUCAUCUUCAUCGUCCGAUCCUCUCCUUCGGAAGCUGGAGGACGCCAUCCACCGCAUCAUCGUCCGCCGAUCCGCCCCCGAUUGGCUCCCCUUUCUUCCCGGUGCCUCUUACUGGGUCCCACCCCCGCGAUCCCGCAAUUACGGCCUCAACCACCUCGUCGAGAAGCUCGCCAAUCCCUUGACUCAGGAGGAGUCCAUGUCCACCACCACCGUUCGCGGUUGGCCCUCUUCCGACUACUUCAUUCAUGGUGUAUCACCUCAUCAGAUAGAGUCUGCAGAGGAAAGUUCUAAAUCUAAUAAGUUGCUCCAGUUGGAGGAUGAGGAAGGAUAAAUGAAUCGUUUCUUUCCGAAAGAAAAUUGGCCCCUCGGGCUUAUGAAGACUUUGUAAAUAUAAUAAUAAUGACGAUAAUAAUAAUAAUGUUGUAGAAGGAAGGAAAGGAUAAAAAAGAAGCGGAACCAUCAGUAUGUGUUGAGAACAGAAGAGGAUACUUUUCCAAGGAGAGCUUUUGUACAGAUGCAAACCUGGUCAGUUAGGGCACAAAAAGAAAAGAAAAAACAAAGAAUGUUUCUGCUGAUGAAUAUAUUUAUUUAUAUUUGACUCCUAAGAUUAAAAUGUUUAAAUGUGAUUAGCCAAGCUGUUUUUGCUCUUUAGUUUAGUUAUAUGUUCCAAUCCAAUGUAUUUAUACUCUACGCGUUUCGAAUGGUUGAUUAUGUAUUUUUUGUUUUU